GCACAAUUCAAAGUUGAUCAUGGAAAGGGAUACUUCGUUUGUCAAUAUUAGUGUGUUAUUUUUUGCAAAAAGUCGCGAAUUAGCAAAAACUUCUCGAGCUGAAUUUACUGUUAAAUCUGUGGUCAUAGCAAGGAACUUGCUGAAUCAAUUAAUAGAUCGCUUCAAAUUGAACACGAUAAGCAACAAUUUGAUUCUAGCUCACAACGAAAACUAUAUUGAAAACCUGGACGCGGAGAUCAAUUUACAUAGAGGAGACGAGAUUGCUGUAAUUCCGCCUAUAAGUGGCGGGUAA
Drosophila montana is the source of this 292-nucleotide messenger RNA. It is a transcript of the gene Mocs2A, whose product is annotated as Molybdenum cofactor synthesis 2A. The transcript has a single exon. Gene Ontology annotation, biological process: Mo-molybdopterin cofactor biosynthetic process. NCBI's taxonomy places the organism in Eukaryota, Metazoa, Arthropoda, Insecta, Diptera, Drosophilidae. The record is from RefSeq and is a predicted model, not a curated record. The coding region runs from base 20 to 292 and encodes 90 amino acids.